CUGAUGGAGAAACAAGUGGAGCUGAAAGUCAGAGUCUGUCAGGUGGAGGUGGAGGAGGGGGCGGAGUCUGUCCAGCUGCCCUUCAACACCACACAAAACCUGCCUGAAGAUGCUGAAGUUGUGUGGAGACGCUAUGAACCAUACAGGAAGGUGCGCAUGUAUAAGAACGGCUCCGACCAGCCUGAAAAACAGGAUCAGGAUUACAGAGACCGAACAAAGAUGAAUGAAGACCUGCUGAAAACUGGAGACCUCAGUCUGACCCUGAAAUACCCCACAGACUGGGACAGUGGAGAAUACAGAUGUGAUGUCUGGAGGAGCAUAUGGUUCAUCAGAAGAAAAACAGUGCUGCUCAAAGUCAAAGGGAGAGUUCAGGUUCAGGAUCAAACAGGGGACAUCAGGAACAGAAGCAGCUCCAUUGAUCCGACUCCUCUGAUGUCUGAUAAAUUAGUUUAAUCUGUGUGUUCUUUGAUUAUUGAUCGGUGAUGUCAGAGUGGAGCCAUGUUGUUGUUGUGUGACUGAAGCUGUGUCCCAAUCCAGCAAGCGCACGCUUCGGAGUACCCGCACUUCGCGGACUACGUGGGGCAGGUACUACGAAGUAUGAGAAGGGUAAAUAAAAAAGGUAAAUGGCCUGUAUUUGUAUAGGCCUUUACUUAGUCCCUAAGG
Oreochromis niloticus (Nile tilapia) is the source of this 663-nucleotide messenger RNA. Its product is annotated as butyrophilin-like protein 2. The transcript has 3 exons. The coding region runs from base 4 to 453 and encodes 149 amino acids. The record is from RefSeq and is a predicted model, not a curated record. Gene Ontology annotation, biological process: T cell costimulation; negative regulation of T cell proliferation; cell surface receptor signaling pathway. Gene Ontology annotation, cellular component: external side of plasma membrane. NCBI's taxonomy places the organism in Eukaryota, Metazoa, Chordata, Actinopteri, Cichliformes, Cichlidae.